AUGCUCGCUGCUCGACGCGUGCCUCGCAUAGCGCGCUCCUUCGCCACUGUCGCCGACAGCGCCAGCUACAAGGUCGCCGCCGUCGACGCAAACCAGCCGACGUCGUCCGUCACGUUCCUCGUAAAAGCAGGCAGCAGAUUUGAGACGAAGCCCGGCGCUGCCCAUGCUCUCAAAAACUUUUCCUUCAAGAGCUCUGCAUUCCGCUCAGCGCUGGGAACAAUUCGUCAGAGCGAACUAUAUGGUGGCGUGUUGUCCGCGUCGCUGGGUCGGGAGCAUCUAGCAUUGACGGCUGAGUUUCUUCGUGGUGAUGAAGAAUUCUUCGUCCAGCUCCUGGCUGAAUACAUUCAGUCUGCGAAAUUCACCCGCCAUGAAUUCCAAGAGUACGUGACGCCCGUCGUCGAGGCAGAGAGCGCCCAAGCUUCAUCAGACCCCGCCGUCUAUGCCAUCGAGCUCGCCCACGCUCUCGCCUUCCGCAACGGCCUCGGUUCGUCCCUCUUUGCAACUCCCCACAGCCCGCUCACGGUAGAGGACGUGUCUGCAUUUGCUAAGAGUGCCUUUACCAAGGAGAACAUUGCUGUUCUCGGCACAGGCAUUGACCAAGGUACCUUGUCCGAGCUCGUCCAGCGCUUCAGCGGCGCUGCAAAGUCUGCGGGAGCUGCAUCCUCGACCUCUGCCUCCUCUUACUUUGGUGGUGAGACGCGUUUGCAAGCCCAUGGCGGUCCAGAAACCGUCUUCAUCGGAUUUGGUACCACUGGGGCCCCCAGCCCCGAUCUUGCUGCCUUGUCCGCAUACCUUUCCCCGACCCCAUCUAUCAAAUGGUCCCAAGGGCUUUCCCCUAUCGCCUCUGCUAUACCCUCUGGCACCAGUGUGCAGUCGGUAUACCUUCCUUACUCUGACGCCAGUCUCUUCGGUCUCCUCGUUCAAGGCUCAAGCGGUGCAAGUGUGAAGGAAGCUGGCAAGGCCGCGGUCCAGGCCCUCAAGGCUGCUGCUAAUGGUCUCUCGAAGGAUGAUGCUGCUAAAGCUGCUGCAAAGGCAAAAUUCGCCGCCGCUUCUGUUAUUGAAGGUCGGGAUGGCUUUGUCAACGUUUUAGGUUCAAAGGUCCUUUCUGGCUCUGAUGCUUCCGUCAAUGCCGUGCUUGAACCGUUUGCCGGCGUCACGGCUGCUUCUGCUGCUUCGUCGCUCGUCAGCGCUAAGCCGACUUUUGUUGCUGUUGGUGACAUUGCCAGCCUACCAUACGCCGAUGAACUGGGGCUCUGA
Molecule: messenger RNA, 1257 nt
Organism: Desarmillaria tabescens
Lineage: Eukaryota; Fungi; Basidiomycota; Agaricomycetes; Agaricales; Physalacriaceae
Product: Metalloenzyme, LuxS/M16 peptidase-like protein
Exons: 5
Coding region: 1-1257 (418 amino acids)
Cellular component (GO): mitochondrion
Molecular function (GO): metal ion binding
Source: RefSeq, a predicted model, not a curated record